Molecule: messenger RNA, 1899 nt
Organism: Hevea brasiliensis (rubber tree)
Lineage: Eukaryota; Viridiplantae; Streptophyta; Magnoliopsida; Malpighiales; Euphorbiaceae
Product: probable folate-biopterin transporter 4
Exons: 7
Coding region: 157-1650 (497 amino acids)
Cellular component (GO): membrane
Source: RefSeq, a predicted model, not a curated record
CAAGGACAUGGAUGUCAAACAGAAAAAAGACCUGUAAUAAACCUUUGAAGCAGCGAGAGUUUCGGUGGGAGAAAAUAACGAAACACAGAAGAAAAAUGGAAAAUUUUCUGAUUUAAAGAAGAAGGAAAGAGGUUUUCUUGUUUUUUUGGUUUCAAAAUGAUAGGAUGGCUUAAACAGCUAGGAAAUGCUUUUGGCGCUUCAUUUCUAUGGCUUAUUUGCUUGAUUUACUUCACUCAGGGGUUCAGAUCCUUUGUAUGGACGGCUGUUUCCUACCACCUAAAAGACAGGCUUAAGUUGUCACCCUCGGCGUCCCAAUUUGUAUCUUCAGUAGCAUUUUUCCCAUGGAGCAUAAAACCAUUAUAUGGAAUUUUGUCAGACUGCAUCCCGAUCAAGGGAAGAAAAAGGAUACCAUACCUAAUAAUUGCGACUGUUCUCUCUCUAGUGCCAUGGCCUGCUCUAGGCUUAAAUGCAUUCUUGAGAAGUUCCAGAUGGCACCUCAUUGUCUUCUUGACAGUGCAAAACUUGGGCUCUGCCAUGGCAGAUGUGGUGGUGGAUGCAAUGAUUGCUGAGGCCGUAAGGUUUGGGAGGGCCUCAUAUGCAGGAGAUCUCCAGUCGAUAUCUUGGUUAUCCAUGGCUUUGGGUGGAAUAUGUGGCAGUUUGUUAGGAGGAUAUGCAUUAACCAACAUACAGAUAGAAACAAUUUUCCUUCUUUUUUCAGUGCUGCCAGCCAUACAGUUAUUAUCAUGUGUUUUGGUUAGGGAGAAUUAUGUAGGCAGUAAAGUUUUGCCAGAGUUUGCUAGUUCUGUAAGCAGUUCCCAUCUAGUGAAUGGGAAUGAUAUUAUUUUGGAUGAAGAUAGUUUCUUAGCAAGGAAGUCAAAUAGGAGUGCAUCAAGAAGAAAGAAGAGCCAAAAGCAUAACGCAAAAAGGACAGCUAUUAGUACUAAAUCUCGGAUACCUGAGAAGCACAAUUACUUAACAUUGGAUUGGUUACACUCUCUAAAAGCAGCCACUUACAGUUUGAUAGACGCUUUUAGGCAGCCAAUCAUUGUGAGACCCAUGACUUGGUUUUUCCUAGCACACGUCACUGUUCCAAACCUAUCAACAGUCAUGUUCUACUACCAGACUGAAUCCCUGAACUUAGAUGCAUCUUUUUUGGGGACUGCACGUGUUGUUGGAUGGUUGGGCCUUAUGCUUGGGACCUUCACUUACAAUCGCUAUCUGAAGACCAUGAAGCUGCGGAAGAUUCUCUUGUCAGCUCAUAUUGGGUUGUCUUUUAUGAGCCUCCUAGAUAUGAUCUUGGUAUCUCGAAUCAGUCUUGCCUAUGGAAUUUCAGAUAAGAUCACGGUGCUUUGUGGAUCUGCCCUUGCUGAUGCAAUUAAUCAAUUCAAGUUCAUGCCAUUCCUUAUUUUAUCCGGACGGUUAUGCCCUCCAGGAAUUGAAGGAACUUUAUUUGCCCUCUUUAUGUCAAUAAACAACUUGGGUUCAACGCUGGGAUCAUUCACAGGUGCUGCACUAGCUUCAUUUUUGAACCUCUCAUCAGGCUCUUUUGACAACCUACUAUUGGGCAUUGCCAUCCAAGUCUUCUGCACUUAUAUUCCAGUUGCCCUUCUAGUUUUGAUACCAAAAGAUGCUACAGGGAUAUCAACAUAGUCAGGGAUUCAUUCUCAAUAUAGAAUCCAAAUGCAAUUAUGUAGCGACAGAAAAUGAUCAGAACUUUUUUACACUGAAUUUUUUUGUCACGGCUGAUUAGCGGCUGAAAUACACGGUUGUUCACUCUGAAAUCAGAAGAUAUAGCUAAUUUGAUUUAUACUUCUCAAUGUAGAUCAUUGGCUACAGCAUAUACAAUGUGUAAGACAUUGGUUCUAUUUGAAAUACAAAUUUUGUUACAGUUAGACCAAA